UUUGCCAUGUACUAUUUCACUUACGACCCAUGGAUUGGCAAACUGCUUCACCUAGAGGAUUUUUAUAUCACUGAAGAUUAUCAAGGUAUAGGUAUUGGGGCUGACAUGCUGAAGAAGCUAAGUCAGAUAGCCAUCAGUACCCAUUGUAAUGCCAUGCAGUUUCUUGUCAUCAUUUGGAAUCAGGAUUCCGUUGAGUACUACACUCGCCUAGGAGCUUUAGACCUUUCCUGUGAAGAAGGCUGGCAUUUGUUCCGAUUUAACAUUGAAGAUCUCCUGGAACUUGCAGAGGAAGAAUGA
Molecule: messenger RNA, 297 nt
Organism: Psammomys obesus (fat sand rat)
Lineage: Eukaryota; Metazoa; Chordata; Mammalia; Rodentia; Muridae
Product: spermidine/spermine N(1)-acetyltransferase-like protein 1
Exons: 3
Coding region: 7-297 (96 amino acids)
Cellular component (GO): cytosol
Molecular function (GO): N-acetyltransferase activity
Source: RefSeq, a predicted model, not a curated record